AUGACGAUCUCGACCACUCUACUCGCACUCGACUGGCAAGCCGGUGCCGAGGGGCAGCACCGCCGGCUGUCCGGUACGGAGCGCUUCUGGAAUUUUGCGCAGCGCUCCCUCGACGGCGCGUUCGACAUGGUCUCCCUCUUCCAGCUCGAGGCAUCUUCGUCCGCCUCCCGAUGCGGGGUGGAGGAAUGGCGAAGGGCAUGGUCGAUGCUCAAAAGGGUCGAGCCCGUCACGGCUUGUCGCGUCGAUGGAGAGGGUGAACGUCUCGUCGCUGACAGCGGAGCAGGCCAGGGGGUCGAGGUCGAGAGGUACGAGGCCAAGAGCACUUCGACGGAGAUGGUCGACGUCUGCCUGCAGCGCCGACGGUUUGAUCGGUUCCAGCUGUGGCUCUUCUUCGACAACGCGUCGGCAGACCAGCCAGCAGACCAGCGGGAAGAGAGGGUGGCAUGGGUGGCCAUCACCAACGGACACGCCCUAGCGGAUGCUAUGGCCGUAUCGCGGCUCUUUCUCCGCCUCAUUGACCUCCUCCUGGACUCGAGCACCGGCGACAAAGACGACACCGAGGGGAGGCUCCCUCCCUGUCUUGCCGUUGCGCUACGCCAAGAGCCCAACGCUGAACGGAUCGGGGAGAUGGCCGCGGUCGCCAGGAUGCCGACAACGACCGGAAUUCCUGUCCUGCCCAAGCCAGUGGGAGGCGCAGCACCUUCGUCAUGCUGGCGAAGACUGCACACGCUCUCGUCCGCCCAAACCGCCUCACUCCUCUCGACAGGCAAGGCACACGGCACGACGCUAUCCUCUUUCCUCCAAUCGGCCAUCUACCACUCCAUACUCUCCCUCCCUCCUCGCGGCGGCGAAAUCGCGGCGACGGAGAGGUUCACGGUACCGGCGAUGCUGUUUUCACGCAUGUCCAGCCUCGCCGUCGAGGAGCGCGGAGCGUUUAUGGCCACCACGUUCGCACCUACCUCUGUCGAAGUGCGGCGGGACGGAGACGUCUGGACGACGGCGCACGAGGUCAGGAAGAGCUUUGCCGAUGCGUUGCACAUGGACCCGGCGGCACAGGAGACGUACGUCGGCGCCAUGAUCGCCAUGGUCCAGGCAGCGGCAACACCGACGACGGCGAUCCCGACUCUCUCCUCGCUCGGACCCCUCGAUGCGGCCGGGGAGGCGGGCUGGAGCCAGGUAAAGUCGUACGAGGUAGCGUCGAGGAACAACCAGCCCUCGCUCGGCGUGCACGCCUGGUCGCUCCACGGCCGUCUCUGCUUCUCACUCGCCUGGUGUCCUGGUCGCUUCGACCAAGAUGCACUCAAGCUCUUCUGGGACGGCCUUGUUCGUAUCGUGCACGAGCACGCGGUCGGGUCUUCUUAG
Messenger RNA from Pseudozyma flocculosa PF-1, 1362 nucleotides. RefSeq names its product acetyltransferase (gene fat2). Bases 1 to 1362 code for a protein of 453 amino acids. The transcript has 3 exons. Lineage: Eukaryota; Fungi; Basidiomycota; Ustilaginomycetes; Ustilaginales; Ustilaginaceae. The record is from RefSeq and is a predicted model, not a curated record.